UCUCUCUCUCGUCAAAACAAAAUGCUUCGCUUCCAUCAAACCUCGAUAUCUCCUCCAAAAAUUCUCUGUAAUUGUCAUUUGACAUGAGAAUUUGUAUUUUAAAGUUUUCUUUGUGGAGUUCCAAUUGCAUGUUUUCGUUUCAGUAGUGUAUAAAUUAUCCUUUUGUGACAAAUUCCUACAUUCUGGUAGAAGUGCAUUCCCUGCCUACAGCAUCCACUGAAACAUGGGACCCGACUUUGAUGUUGUCGACUUCUGUCGGAAGCUGAAAAGCAGCAAGAAUCCACCUUACACAUGUCCAAUUGUCGAAUGUGGAAAAUCAUACAAAAGUAUGUGUGGAUUUCAAUAUCACCUGGUCCACUUUGACCACUCUGCUCCUCCUCCAACCACUCCUGUGGGUCCGUCUCUAUCCAAACUGAAUAAAAAGAAACGAAGAAACUCAAAAUCCCUACCCUCACCGGUAGAAGUUGUAAGCCCCCCGCCAAGAGAAGCCCUUACAUAUGCUGAGUCGCAGAUGAUUGUGGAGUUUGAAGUCAAUGGGAAAUUGAGGCGAGUCAACAUAAAAAGACCCAUACCUGUGAUUUCUAAACAAGGCUAUGAAGAAAAAUAUGGAGUGCCACCUGAGAUUUCAUCGGUAGCAUCAGCAAUUGAACUUUCAAAGAGUCAAGAAGCUAUUGCAAAACUACCUGAGCCUUGUUUCCAAGAAAUCUCUGACUAUAAUAUAGCGGAUGCUCCUCCCCAGCCAAAUGCCUACAUCAGGUUCAUUGAGCGCUCUGUAGAGGAGUUGGAUGGAGAAGUAGAAUAUGAUCUGGAUGAAGAAGAUGCAGCAUGGCUGGCCAUCAUUAAUGAACAACGUAGUGCCAACAGCUUGCCAGAAUUAUCUGUAGACUCUUUUGAACUUCUUAUGGACCGUCUCGAAAAAGAGUCCUACUUUCAGAUGCAAUCAAGCCAGAUUGAUAAGCCAGUUAUUGAUGAUGAUGCAGUAUGUUGCAUCUGCAACGAUGGAGAAUGCCAAAAUUCUAAUGUCAUCUUGUUCUGUGACAUGUGCAACCUUGCUGUUCAUCAGGAUUGUUACGGCGUUCCAUACAUUCCUGAAGGACAGUGGCUUUGCAGGCGAUGUUUACAAUCACCAUCACGAGCCGUGGACUGUGUGCUUUGCCCAAAUACAGGUGGUGCUUUUAAACAAACAGACAAGGGGCAGUGGGCUCAUAUCGUUUGUAGUUUGUGGAUUCCGGAAGUUAGAUUUGCCAAUACUGUAUUUUUGGAACCAAUUGAUAGUAUAGAGAACAUUCCAACAGCGCGGUGGAAACUGACUUGCUACAUUUGCAAGCAGAGAGGGGUCGGAGCAUGUAUCCAAUGUCAUAAAAGCAAUUGUUACAGUGCAUUCCAUGUCACUUGUGCGCAACAAGCGGGCUUGUAUAUGAAUAUGGAUACUGUCAAGGACACCAUGAACGAGGCAGGCCCUAUGUUGGUUCAAAAAACUGCGUUUUGUGAUGCUCACACACCUGCAGAUGCUGAGACCCGGCCGAUCUUACCACUGCAACAGGCUAGCUCUGAGGAGAAGAUGAAAAAUGCACGCAAACUACUUGCCAAAAAACGUGUCUCAUUACCUGUUAUUUCCAUACCCACAAUUCCUCCUGAAAGAAUUCAAGAAAUUGGAUCUUUGGUUACCUUGCCGAAAAAAUCACAACUAAUUCAAAGGCUGAUUGCAUAUUGGACCUUAAAACGACAGUUCCGCAAUGGUGUGCCUCUGCUGAGACGACUCCAAAGCUCUCAUCUGUCCCGACGAGACCAGUCACGACCUUCGGCUCAGGUAGUUAGUGAUCUUGGUGAAUUAAACAAACAGCUAAAAUAUUGGCAACAUUUGCGACAAGAUCUUGAGCGAGCAAGACUUCUCUGUGAGUUGGUGCGGAAAAGAGAAAAGGUGAAGAAGGAGUUCGUCAAGGCGAAGGAAGCAAGUCUACUGGGAACCUUGUGUCCUUUUAACUUAUUUCUCCACAGACUGCUAGACAUGGUCAAAGCAUUGGAUGUUUCUGAAGUGUUCACGGAACCGGUCGACCAGAAUGAAGUACCUGAUUAUGGUGACAUUGUUAAACAUCCGAUGGACUUGCAGACAAUGUCAGAAAAAAUUGAUGACAUGAAAUACUUGACUGUGGAUGAUUUUGAAGCUGACUUCAAGCUCAUGAUCUCCAAUUGUCUUGCAUAUAAUUCUAAGGAUACCAUGUUUUAUCGAGCAGGCAUUCGACUCAGAGAACAGGCUGAGCCACUUAUAAGGACAGCCAAGAAUGAUGUUAUCAACCUCGGAUUAGACUUGAAAACUGGAUCAUUUGCUAAUGCUAAGGAUUUAACGGAAACUGUGUCACCAAAAGUUGUAGAGAAACCGACUCCAGCAACCCCUGCAGUUGAUGAGAAUCUGGCCACCGAAAUUGACAAGCAGCUUGCAGCCAUUUCUGAAUCAUAUGAUUCGAUGAACCAUGACGAACUGAUGUGCAAACUUCUCCAGUUACAAGAUCGAAGCCAAAAUUUGAAACAUGGUUUGGCACGAGCAAAACGAUUAAAGUUAGUGAAGAUAGAAAUCCAAAGACUUCGCAGAUUGAUGAAAUCUACAGCAAAGAGGCCUCGCUCACCAGAAGUACCCGAAGUACUACCCUUUGAGGGAAAGAAGAAACGAUCAAGAAAAUCAAGGGAUGAUUCACUCGGAGGCACUCCAGAAGUCAAUAACAGUUUUGCAUCAGCAGCUACACCUCCAUCCACUCCUGACAGAUCGGAAAACAAUUCAUGUGUCUCUCCCUCUGGUAUUAAUCGACGAACAGCUGUGCUUUUUACUCGUAAAGCAGCCGCUGCCUCUCAGCUUUUCAAGAAACCUGAUAUCCCAACUCCAACAUCCGGCAUAACUCCAACACCCGGUCGUAAGAGAGGAAGAAAGAGCACUAAAAAUCAAACGCUCGAAUCACCUGAACCAGUUCCUGAUAGUUUCACCACUUAUCGCUCCAGUGCUGAAAUGCCUGCGGAAACAGACGAUGACUCACAUUCGGAUGAAAAUGAGUCAAGCUGUUCUGAUUGCUCCUCUCAAGACAGUGAUGACUCCUCCUCCACCUGUUCAUCCAGCGACAGUGUUGAAUGUAGUAGCACCAGUGGCGAACUAUCACAACUACAGCUAGUUUGGGCGAAAUGUAGAGGUUAUCCUUGGUACCCUGCCUUAACGAUCGAUCCAAACAUGCCUCGCGACUAUGUUCAUCACGGCGUUCCAAUUCCUUCACCCCCUCUAGAUGUACUAGAGCUAGAGAAGACACACUCAGAGCCCGUCUUUUUAAUCCUAUUCUUUGACACCAAAAGAACUUGGCAAUGGUUACCUCGAAAUAAACUGGAACUCCUGGGAAUUGAUAAAGAGAUCGACAUAAAGAAACUGACGGAGUGUCGAAAGCAGGCUGACCGCAAAGCGGUGCGGAAAGCUUAUGAAGAUGCUCUAGAAUUCAGAAGCGCAACAACUGCUGUGUUGGCUGAUGAGUCUCCAUCAUAGUAGAAUAAUUUUUGAUACUUUGUACCUGUAGAUAUUUACAAUAUCUUAAUAAGUUGUGAUCUCGUGUGAAUUAUUAUUUCGCAUUUCAAUCCGUCUUUGUACUUUAUUUUUAGUAAUUGUUCUUUAAUAAUCCUUCAUUAGUUUUAUGUUAAUAUAUACUAUGCUGGGUGAACUUGUUAUUAAUUGAUUCAGCCAGCAUUGUGAACUGGGGGUUAAAAAGGGUCUUCUAGCUAUUUUGCUCAAUUUACUUUUCAAUGUGCACUUUUAUUUUUUAUUUUAUAUUCUGUGUUUUAUUGCCGAGUAGAUUGUAUUGCUUACAAUUUUAUCACUUCAUCAUGAAGAUUUUACUAUUUUUGUAAAUCUAUUGUGCUUGCCAGAAAUCAAUUUUAACUUUUUAAUUUUUAAAGUCUAUGAGGAAAAGGAAAUCUUGCUUUUUCUUCACCAAAUUUUUUCAUUUUUCUGGAAAGAUGUGUUCAGUUUUAGAACAGCAUGUUUUAAAUCCAAGUAAUAUUGGUUUGCUACAAUGACCACUUGCUGUUAAGCAAUAUUAUAAAUAUGGCUAAAAGUCUACAUACCUUCACAAUCCCUCUAAAAAUCGUGUCUAUUGCAAAUUAAAAAUUAAAUUUUUUGAUGUGUGUAAAUACUUUA
Molecule: messenger RNA, 4165 nt
Organism: Bemisia tabaci
Lineage: Eukaryota; Metazoa; Arthropoda; Insecta; Hemiptera; Aleyrodidae
Gene: Br140
Product: bromodomain-containing protein 140
Biological process (GO): regulation of transcription by RNA polymerase II
Molecular function (GO): protein binding
Source: RefSeq, a predicted model, not a curated record